AUCUCUUCCCAGAAUGGGAGUUGUUUCUGAGAAGCAGCCAAAUGCUUCAGCAGUGCUGUGAGCACUCGCAGCACUGCCAGCAGUCCAGUGCCACCAGCACCACCAGCAGCUCUCUGCAGCUGCAGGGACAGUGACCCCUCAGGGUAGGGAAAUGAGGAAUGGCAGAAACCUGCUGAGAGAGGGAAAGCAUUUGGAGAAUGUCACAUUUGGAAGAGUGUUUUUAAUCAGGAGGAAAUGAGCAGCCACUCAAAGAAAUCUGCAUGUCGAGCUACUUCCGCUGUGGCAGAAAAAAAGUCAAGACAAACAACUCUGAGGAAGUCAAAUUCUGGCGUGGCCAAAGAUUACAUUUCUGAUUCUCCUGCCGAGCCUUGCAAAACAGCCACGGGACAGGGCACAGAGAGGAGCCAGCAGGACAGGAAUGGGGAGCUCCUGGUGAUCUGGGCACUUUCUCCUUCAUGUCACUGACCUGGCAGGAGCUGCUUUAGGACGUGGAUCCCAAAGGAGCAAGAGGUUCCAGGAAGCGCCGCUGAUCUGCACAGACCCCUUUGCCUGCUGCUGCCCCACAGGGAACAGGGAGCUGCUGUGGAGCCUCAUAGUCCAUCCCUGGAUUCUCCAAGCACUGACUCCCCAUCCACUCUGACCACAGCCAGGGCCACAUCCCACCGCCUGCCCAGCGUCCAUCCAUGGAGAACUCUAAGCCUGUGUAACUCUGACACAGCCAAAGUUGUAAAACCACUUCUGACUGCUCUAUGACCCCAGUGAGUCUUGGGGAGCAACACCAGCACAGGACACAGAGGAACAGGAGUGAGUGAGGAGCUCCAGGUGAUCUGGGGACGUUCUUCUGCAUAGUACAGACCUGAGAGGAUCCACUUUGGGAUAUGGAUCCCAAAAGAGCAAAAGGUACCAGGAGGCACAGCUCAUCUGGAGCUCAUCAGACCCCUAUGUCUGCUGCUGCCCCACAGGGAACAGGGAGCUGCUGAGGAGCCUCAUAGUCCAUCCCUGGAUUCUCCAAGCACUGACUCCCCAUCCACUCUGACCGCAGCCAGGGACACAUCCCACCGCCUGCCCAGCGUCCAACCAUGGAGGUGAGCACCAUGUCCCCACCUGUCAUCUCACCCACUGAAGGAGCUGAUUUGUGUGAGACAGAUAUUCCCAGUGUGGCCAUUCACAUUGUGACACUGCUCAUCUGCCUCUGUGGUCUGGCUGGGAAUGGGGCUGUGCUCUGCCUCCUCCAACUUAAAAGUUGUAACUAUCGCAUCUUCACCGUGACUGUCAUCGACUUCCUCUUCCUUCUCCUCACAGUCCCCUCCACCCUGCUCUCCCUGGUGGAGGACAUGUCCUGCUCUGCUGUUGUACCUCUGCUGUACCUGAAUUUUCUUUUCAAGCUGUCAGAUGUCUCCUAUUACUGGGGGCUGUACUGGCUGAUGCCCAACAACCCUGUGGUGUAUAUGGAUAACCUCUUCCAUCUCUGCUGCCGCUGCAAACUUCCUCUGCGCCUGAUGUGGUUGCUGAACGGUGUCCAAUUCUGGGCCUUCUUUGCUCUCUUCACUGUCAUUCCUGCGGUGACAUCCCUGUGCCCAUCACACCAGCUGGAGCUCUGCCGGGCAGCUUUCAUCUCCAUGAACACCAUCAUCCUGCUCCUCUUGGCUGCACCCCUGCUGGUUUCCAGCACAAUUGAUUUCAUUAAGGCCAAGUGGGGCUCCCAGCAGCAGCAACCCAAGAGGCGCGACAUCGCUGUCGCCCUCAUUGUGCUCCUCACUCUCCUCCUCAUUUUCUGGAAUUUCCUGCAGCAGCUCGGUUACCUCAAUGUGCCCUCCCAGGCUGUUUUCCUGCUUAACUGCAUCAACAGCAGCUUCAAACCCUUCAUCUACUUCUUGGUGGGGACCUUCUGGAGGCCCUGCUCUGUGGGGUCCCUCCGGCUCUCCCUGCAGAGGGUCUUUGAAGACCAGAAAAAAUAAACUGCCUGCAGAAAUGAUGCCCCAAGAGAGACAGGGGUUUGAGCCUACUGAUCCCUUCCACUGCUCUGCUGAAGGACCCCAGGAGAGUGGCGGAAGGAUUCCUUGAGCCUCCUGAUUAAACAAUAUCCACGGGAUCACCCUCACCAUGGUGGUGUAUGCCUGCAGGAGAAGGGAGCAGGAGCAUUGCCUUGGGUGAUUUUUGGGGGAUGCUCUGAAGGAAGCACAUUGGAGCACAGCUUUCCUCCUCCCUCCUGGAUCCACAUGGCUCCAGGCAGUGCAGCUGGGCUCAGUGCUGUUCCCCAGCUCUAUUCCCCAUGGAAUGACCCUCAUGGCCUCCGCCCCAGUGAAUGAACUCCAUCUCCUUUGGCUCAGCAGAUGAGUUUCAUGGUGUUUUCAGGGAGCUCUUGCUGGCAAAGAAGGGGAUGUGUUAAACCCUGUUAAGCCCUGGGGACACACCCAGCAUGUGGUGUCGGAGAUUUCCCAAAUCCCUGCAGGGCUGGUGCCCCUCGAUGGCAGGAGAGGGGUUGGGAUCACACGGAGCAUCCUUCCCCUUCUGUCCGGCAGAGACAGCCCUACAUUCCCAGCUGAUGGGAUUCCCAGCUGAUGUUGACAGCAGCACUGCAGCUGAGGCAGCCAAUUGGUGCCCGUAUUCUGUUAAGUUCUGUGCGGCCUUGGUUUGGUUUCAAUUAUGUCAGGUUGAGAUUAAAGGUUUAAAAAACUGCCGAUUUUUAAAAAAGAGUGAUCCUAUUUGGAUGCAUUAGAAGGUCCGUGUUGCUUUGUCCCAACUGCUGCAAAAUUGAGCACUGAAUUUCUUGAAUAAACAACAUCCAGGCUUCACUGCAGAGCCUGUCUCUGGUGAA
Molecule: messenger RNA, 2818 nt
Organism: Taeniopygia guttata (zebra finch)
Lineage: Eukaryota; Metazoa; Chordata; Aves; Passeriformes; Estrildidae
Source: RefSeq, a predicted model, not a curated record